Messenger RNA from Myripristis murdjan (pinecone soldierfish), 2863 nucleotides. It is a transcript of the gene mepceb, whose product is annotated as methylphosphate capping enzyme b. The coding region runs from base 172 to 2178 and encodes 668 amino acids. Lineage: Eukaryota; Metazoa; Chordata; Actinopteri; Holocentriformes; Holocentridae. The record is from RefSeq and is a predicted model, not a curated record. The transcript has 8 exons. Gene Ontology annotation, biological process: snRNA modification. Gene Ontology annotation, molecular function: RNA methyltransferase activity; O-methyltransferase activity; snRNA binding.
CACACACACACACACACACACACACACACACACACUCUCAGACACACACACACACACACACACACACACUCAGAGCGUGGCUGCGGCGGCGUGCCGGGGACAGGAAGUGGAUCUCAGCGUCUCAGAAUAAAUGUCCUCAGCGGCUGAGUCAGAAGCCCCGCCCACAGGAAGAUGAUCAAAAUGUCCCUGGACAAAGACGUCGCCGUCGUCGGUGACCGGACAUUACAGGAGGUGCCUAUCAAAGUUAGCCCCGCCUUCCCGGCACCCGUCAGCCUAUCAGAGGAGACCAAGCUCGUGAAGACACGCCCACUCCGCCCCAAAAAUGGGAUUCAACCCUCCAACAACGGUCAGGCCCCUCCCACUGUGCCCUCUCAGCGAAUCAGCAAGCGGCGCUACUCCAUGGGCGUCGGCUUCAAGGGCCUGGCCAAGCGCCGUCGCCGCGUCAACAGCGACAGCCAAUCAGAGCCUGUCCUGCCAAGUCACUUCUUGUUGGGCGGGAACAUCUUUGACCCUCUGAACCUGAACUCGCUGAUGGACGAGGACGUCAACAGAGCCACCAAUCAGGAGACUCCCAAGUGCUCGCCCCUGCCGUCGCGGGGCGGAGACCCCGUGGAGAUCCUGGUUCCCCGUGACAUCACCGACCCCCUCAACCUGAAGGGCGGCGGAGAGGAGGGCGUAGAGGGGGGCGGAGUCCUGCUGUCGCCCCUCAAAAGCAGGAGGAGGCACCGGAACCGCCACCACGGGGGAGGGGCCUGCGCGGGGGAGGGGCCAGAACGGACGAGGGGCGUGGCCGGAGCCGAGGGAGGAGGAGGAGGAGGAGCAGAGAGGGAGGUGAACCCGGCGCGGCUGUUUCCCUCCAGAACAACAGUUCCUCUGCUGACCAGAGAGGGCAGCGUUCCCGCCUCUCCUCUGCCCUGUGAGCUCAACACGGCCAUCACCUGUAGGGAUGACAUUGCCCCGCCCCCUAUCUUACCCCGGAGACACACCCACCCGCCAUCCAGCCACGCCCAGAAGCCUCGCAGCCAAGGCGACAGUCGCCAGCGGAGACGCCGCCGCACCACCUCCACGAGGUCAUCAGAAGGCGCCACGUCUGCCGACGCCCCCGCCGUCUCGGCCCAGCCAACCAGGUUCCAGACGCCGUUAGUGGGAGGAGCUAGACUCAGCAGGUCUGGUGGGCCACAGCCCGGCUCCGCCCACACGCCGGCCAGGAAGAAAAAGGACCGACACCGAUACCAGUACGGCAACCACAGCCGUUACUACGGCUACCACGGUUUCUAUGGUGACGGGUGGGAGGGGCGGGUGGGAGCGGAGGAGGACCCCCGGCUCCGGCUGCUCAAAGACGAUUGGUUCAGACACAAGAAGGCGCUGGACAUCGGCUGCGGCGCCGGUCACGUGACGCUGGCCAUCGCCAGGCGCUUCGGCCCCGCCCACAUCCUGGGAGUGGACCGAGACGAGCGAUUGGUCCACGCUGCCAGGCAGAAUGUCAGACACUUCCUGUCACAUGACCUGGUGGUGGAGGAGAGGAGGGGGAGGGGGAGGGGAGAGGAGGAGGGAGGAGCAGCAGAGGAGAGAGAGAAGGCAGGAGAGAGGAAGACAGAGGAGGAGGAGGUGAAGGAGGAGGAGGUGAUGAAGAAGGAGGAGGAGGUGAAGGAGGAGGAGGAGGCGAUGGAGGCGGCGGUGCAGCAGGUGGUCUCCCUCCUCUCCCUCCCCCUGUCGUUCAGGGUGAGUCGGGGGCCGCUGUGCGCUCCUCCUCUGCUCCUCCCUGCUGGCUCCGCCUUCCCCAACAACAUCACCUUCAUACAGGGCGACUAUGUGUCUGAGCGGGAGGCGUGGCCUGGGCGGGGCCAGUAUGAUGUCGUCAUGUGUCUGGGCGUGACCAAGUGGGUGCAGCUCCAGUCGGGGGACGAGGGCGUGGCCCGGCUCUUCAGACGGGCCUAUCAGAGCCUGUCGCCGGGCGGACUCUUCCUGCUGGAGCCGCAGCCGUGGAGCAGCUACAGCCGCAGCAAGAGAGCCUCGGAGACGACAUACCGUAACUAUAGAAACCUGCGACUGAGGCCCGAGAAGUUCACCAGCUACCUGACGGAGAAGAUCGGCUUCACCUCCUACAGACUGCUGACACACACAGGCAACCAGAGGCCGGUCUACCUGUUCCACAAAGGCUCCACCUCCAGGAAGUGAUGUCACCGCCCCGGGACACUACGCGGCCCGGCUCCGUGUUUCCACGGCAACAGCCACAAACUCUUGAUUGAUCAAGUCGAGGAUGCUGAUUGGUGGACGCAGACAAGGCGGAGUCAGAUGGUGGGACAAGAAAGAGUCAUAGCUCCUGUUGCUAUGGUUACACACACACACACACACACACACACACACACAGAGCGAAGGCUUUCGGAGCCAACAUGGCCUCCCCUGGACAGAGUGCUCAGAGCCAAAAUGGCUGCCAGUCUGCUUUCAUGGCUUCCCGUUGGCUCCAAGAUGUCUGACACAGGAAGUCUAGACAGUUCUUUCCUGACGAGUGUUUCACGAGCCGGUUGUCACGGUAACGAGAUGAGACUGUAACGACAGAAGAAGCUGACAUCUGAUUGGAGGACGGGGUUCACCUCCUGUUAUCCACUGUGAGCAAGGACAUGAAUGUGAUUGGACGGUUUUCCUGACAAAUCAAAUUGAUGAAACUGACCCGAACGCCAUGUGGCAGGAAGUCGACACACAGCAAAGCAUUGUGGGUCGCAAUGUGGGCGUGUCAUCUGGUCCUGGAACGUGAUUGGACCAGAGACAGGAAGUGCUGCGUCCUGAUUUGUGGGAUGUUUUUCUUUUCAGAUUAUUUUGCUGUUUCUGUUUGGGAGAAUAAAGCGAGUCUGUUUGCCUUUCA